AUGGUCGGUCCAGGCGGCGGUCCCCCACGUAAGAGCCACACCAAAUCCCGAACUGGUUGCAAAACAUGCAAGAGAAGACAUAUUCGAUGUGAUGAGACCUUCCCACAAUGCCGCAAUUGUACAAAGCACAACUGCCGUUGUGAUUACCAAGAUGCGGCUGCCACUCCACGUGGUAGUCCCCCCGCACGCCGUGGUCCUGACCUCCUCAUUUCGCCAGACAUCGAAAUGGAAGUAGAUAGUUGGCAUCGCACUGGCGUGCCUCCAUAUCCGGAGCUCUUGCAGUGUCCACGAUCAGGGUGGUCUGGCUUAUCUCGGACUGAUUUGCGCUUGAUUCACCAUAUCAUUGGGCUUUCUAUCGACUUGCACCGUCGAGGACUGAGUGGCUGCACUGUAUGGGCCCAGAAAAUGCCCAAUUUCCUGGCUAUUGCACUGGGCAUCGACUUUGUUAUGAGCUCUAUCUUGAGCUUUUCAGCCUUCCAUCUUGCUUUUGUUACGCGGGAUCAGGAGACCAGACAACUGGCUUUCCAUCAUAAAGUCACGGCUCUCCAGGGACUACAGACCGCUCUGGGGUCCUUCUCGAAGGAUAACUGCAAUGCUAUUCUAGCAGCUUCUGUGCUUUUAUCAUGGCAAGCGUCAGAACAUCAAAGUUGGGUGUCUUUACAACACGGUAUCUCUAGUGUUCUGGAAUCUAUGCAUCCAUAUUGGAAGCAAGAGUCAGAUCUGGCACAGUUUAUAGAAAAUCAACGAGCACUGAGCACGGCAGAUCUUUCGAUGGCCGGUGUCUACCAACCCCUCGACGAAGAUAUGGUACAUCUAGACCAAACCAUCCAGGCUCUACGAAUGACACAGAAGCGCAUUUCCCACAAUCUUGAGCACUCUCAACGCCUAGGAGAACUCAUCGAAUUCACUCAGCAAUUCCGCGAUGACUUCCCCAACCAAACAACCGAACAAUCAUUCGAAAGCAUCCAAACCCUCCGCCGCUGGCUCUUCUGGCUCCCAUCAUCCAUGCUCCGUAGCAGCGAAUCCGACAUCAGCGCCCUCCCAAUCCUAGCCCAAUUCUUCGCUGUCGGCAUCUCUCUCGACCGCUUCUUCCCAGAACUAGGCGGUGCAUACCUAGGCGCCUUGUCUAUUAGUCCUAUUGAAGAGAUAUACCGCAUAAUAGCCGCCCAUAAUGCUGCAGAUCCUUACAACACCGACCUCCGUCUACCCAUGGAGCUCAUGGAUCUGCCACGCAGAACUGUCGCCCGAUAUCGCAGCCGCCUUUCCCUCCCCUGGUCCCCUCGCUCAUCAGUCGACCACUACUCCCCUGGCCCACCAAGUCCUUUCCACCCCGCAAUUCAGGAGUACCCCCUCGUCGCCUGUUCCUCGCCUGCUUCCGCCUCCCCUUCUUACACUUCGACUUCUUACGCUUCGCCUACUUACGCCACUUAUACCCCACCUCUGCAUUCCCCUCCUGCUGUCAAUAUUGACAAUUCUGCCUUCCCCAUUCAAGACGGCUAUGUCCCCGCCACACCCUCGCAUCCUCUAUACCCACCCUCUCCACAGCUCCUUGAUACCCACGACGUGCACCUCGGUCUCUCAGAUAUGGGCCAUACCCACGCCAGUUCGCAUCACACGCCCAUUCCUCAUACGGCAUCAUAUACCCCGCCAUAUGGUGGUGAGGUCCUCUGUGAUCUGCCUCGCACAGAAGGCACACUCGGUCUCAAUAUGGAAGUCUAUCCGCAAACACAUCCGUUUGAAGUUUCUGGCUUGGCUGCUCCCGCUUCACUUUGGACUUGA
Molecule: messenger RNA, 1779 nt
Organism: Penicillium griseofulvum
Lineage: Eukaryota; Fungi; Ascomycota; Eurotiomycetes; Eurotiales; Aspergillaceae
Product: putative C6 transcription factor RosA-like
Exons: 4
Coding region: 1-1779 (592 amino acids)
Biological process (GO): regulation of transcription by RNA polymerase II
Molecular function (GO): DNA-binding transcription factor activity, RNA polymerase II-specific; zinc ion binding
Source: RefSeq, a predicted model, not a curated record